GGCACCACUGGGGUUGCAGAUAGGCAGGGCCUUGGCUGCUCUCUACUCUGAUGGCUAACGUGGAGUUUUCCAGGCUCCUGUGUCCUCGCUGGCCUCUCAGGUUCUGUGGGGGGUGCCACAGGCAGCGCUACUCUGGGAAACUCACUGGAGCUCUGGCUAGACCUUGUCUCACUGGAUUAAUGGACCCCUGGGGUGUCCAUCAGCUUGGGUCCAGCUGGCUUCGGAGCUCUUUUUGGGUAACUAGACCCAUGGUGGGGGGAGAUGGGAAUUAACCAGUGAGCCCAGGGUGCACUCAGUACCUCCCCAGCAGCUGAGACCCCUCAGGCUGUUGUAAGAUGGGCCAGUCCACCCCAGCCAGUUGUAGUAUGUCCAGGGGGUCAGAAUGGGCACCAGGCCCAGUCUACUCAAACUGAACAAACUUCAUUACCCACUUGCCUGCUGCCAAGCAGACCCUCUCAGCAGCUGGACCUGCGUAGCUGCUGAUGAGUCAGUACGGCCCUGUAACUGGCAUAGAAGUUUGUUCUAAGUGUUUCCCCACCUGCCUGCUAUGUCCAGGGACUGCAGAGAGGGAGAUGUGAGGAUGGGUAGCCAAAAGAGGAGGGCUUAGAAAGUCCAAAGAUGGGGCGGGGGUCCUGCCCAGGGGGCCUGCUGCCUGCUGGCUGGCGUUGCUGUUGUGCUGGGAAGCCUCUGUGGACCGACCAGCGAGGGAAGAAGUCCUAGAGGUCCCACCUGCUCGCUCCCAUGACCAACAUGAGCUGGAGCUUCCUGACGCGGCUGCUGGAGGAGAUCCACAAUCAUUCCACCUUCGUGGGCAAAGUGUGGCUCACCGUGCUAGUGGUCUUCCGAAUUGUGCUAACGGCUGUGGGUGGCGAGUCCAUCUAUUCGGAUGAGCAAUCCAAGUUUACCUGCAACACGCGGCAGCCAGGCUGUGACAAUGUCUGCUAUGACGCCUUCGCGCCCCUGUCGCACGUGCGCUUUUGGGUCUUUCAAAUCGUGGUCAUCUCCACACCUUCUGUCAUGUACCUGGGCUAUGCAGUCCACCGCCUGGCGCGCGCCUCGGAGCAGGAGCGCAGGCGCGCCCUCCGUCGUCGCUCCUGCCCCCGGCGCGUGCCCAGGGCUCAGCUGCCACCGCCGCCUCCUGGCUGGCCGGACACCACGGAUCUGGGUGAGGCGGAGCCCAUACUGGCGCUGGAGGAGGAGGAGGACGAGGAGCCGGGGGCGCCCGAGGGCCCCGGGGAAGAUACGGAGGAGGAGCGCGCAGAGGAUGUAGCUGCCAAGGGGGGCGGAGGUGAUGGCAAAACGGUGGUCACUCCUGGCCCGGCCGGGCAGCACGACGGGCGACGGCGCAUCCAGAGGGAGGGCCUGAUGCGCGUGUAUGUGGCCCAGCUGGUGGUAAGGGCGGCCUUCGAGGUGGCCUUUCUGGUGGGCCAGUACCUGCUGUACGGCUUCGAGGUGCCACCCUUCUUUGCCUGUAGCCGCCAGCCUUGCCCGCACGUGGUGGACUGCUUCGUGUCGCGGCCAACCGAGAAGACGGUCUUCCUGCUGGUCAUGUAUGUGGUUAGCUGCCUAUGUCUGUUGCUCAACCUCUGUGAGAUGGCGCACCUGGGUCUCGGCAGUGCGCAGGACGCUGUACGCGGCCGUCGGGGAGCCUCAGCGCCGGGUCCUGGCCCUGCGCCGCGCCCGCCGCCCUGCGCUUUCCCAUCCGCCGCCGCCGGUCUGGCUUGCCCUCCCGAAUACAGCCUGGUGGUGCGCGCGGCUGAGCGGGCGCGCGCGCACGACCAGAACUUGGCUAACCUGGCCCUGCAGGCACUGCGCGAUGGGGCGGCGGCGGCAGCGGUGGUCGCGGAUCGGGACAGCCCGCCAUGCUCAGGGCUCAAUGCAGCCUCUCGGGGGGCUCCCAGGGCGGGUGGCCCAGCUUCCGGAACCGGUAGCGCCACGUCGGGGGGCACCGUUGGGGAGCAGGGCCGGCCGGGAGCUCAGGAACAGCUGACCACUAAGCCCAGGGCGGGCUCUGAGAAGGGCAGUACAGGCAGUAGGGACGGCAAGGCCACGGUGUGGAUCUGAGGGCACUGGGGAGAGAGCUCAGGGAGGGCCUGGCUUGAGGGGUCAAUGGAAACCUUUCUGUCCUCAACCGGGACCGCUGACAGACCCCCUAAGGGCUUUUAGAAGAGGAAGCUGAAGACCCUUAAGAGGCGCUGGCUCAGGUAUCUCCCUGCAGGAUGGGAAGGGGAGUCACCGGGGUCUUGUCUGUGGCCCCUGGGGAGGGGGGAGGGGGCAGAGCUGUGUGCCAGGAACUGACUGGCCCUCCAGGCUGUUAAGCAGAUGACCCCUCCGUCAUCCACUGGGUCUACCAGUCCUUCCUUUUAGGCUCUCCUGCAGCUUCCUCAUAGGAUGGAGAUGUCUGGCAUGAACCUUUUGGGGACUGUGCUUACCCUCACUGCAGGGGCAUAUAGGUUCCCCUACAGCCCCCUCAGCCCUUACAGAGCCAGGGAACUCCCAGGUCCGGGACAAGCAGAUAGAUAGCCUUCAUCUACUUACUCCCAGCUCUUGGCUCCCUGCUUGAGGCAACUGAAGGAGGCCGGGGCAGAGUACAGCCUCCAAUCCCUGAGCUGAGGUAGCCUGGCAUGGGCCAUUUCUAGGACAUCCUGGAAGUUCUCUCAUGCCUUGCUGCUUAGAUCCAUAAGGCUGUGGUCCAGGGCUGUGGUUUUGGCCAUGUUGGAAAAUUAGAGCUCUGGGGAGCCUGUCCCUAUCGUUUGUGCCCUUCUCCCUGUUUUAAAGCCAACUUCCAGAACAAAUGAAGAAAAUAAAACUAACUUUUUGUUUACA
Molecule: messenger RNA, 2826 nt
Organism: Peromyscus maniculatus bairdii (prairie deer mouse)
Lineage: Eukaryota; Metazoa; Chordata; Mammalia; Rodentia; Cricetidae
Source: RefSeq, a predicted model, not a curated record